Lagenorhynchus albirostris (white-beaked dolphin) is the source of this 2685-nucleotide messenger RNA. It is a transcript of the gene TRUB2, whose product is annotated as TruB pseudouridine synthase family member 2. Gene Ontology annotation, biological process: RNA processing; pseudouridine synthesis. The transcript is spliced from 8 exons. Gene Ontology annotation, molecular function: pseudouridine synthase activity; RNA binding. The coding region runs from base 81 to 998 and encodes 305 amino acids. The record is from RefSeq and is a predicted model, not a curated record. NCBI's taxonomy places the organism in Eukaryota, Metazoa, Chordata, Mammalia, Artiodactyla, Delphinidae.
GACCACAUUUGGGAGCGGGACCAUAAGGCACUUCCGUCCGGGUUCAGCUCUUCCGCGAACCCGGGACACGGGCUUCAGGCAUGGGGUUAGACGGCCUGGCGCGGCUGCAUGGGCUCUUCGCCGCCUACAAGCCCCCGGGACUAAAGUGGAAGCAUCUGCGCGAUACCGUGGAGCUGCAGCUUUUGAAAGGUCUCAAUGCUGGGAAGCGUCCUGCCUCUGAACAUCGUGUUCGCUUCCUGCUGGGCCCCGUGGAAGGCAGUGAAGAGAAGGAGCUGACCCUCACAGCCACCAGUGUGCCCACCCUCAUCGACCAUCCGCUGGUACGUGGACCAGCAUUCACCAGCCUGAAGAUUGGCAUGGGGCACCGACUGGAUGCCCAGGCGUCUGGGGUGCUUGUGCUCGGCGUGGGACGUGGACGAAGGCUCCUCACCGACAUGUACCACGCUCACCUCACCAAGGAUUACACAGUGCACGGCCUCCUGGGCAAAGCCACAGACGACUUCUGUGAGGACGGGCGGCUGGUGGAGAAGACGACGUAUGACCACGUGACCAGAGAGAAGCUGGAGCGAAUCCUGUCCCUGAUCCAAGGUUCCCAUCAGAAGGCUCUGGUGAUGUACUCCAACGUUGACCUACAGACCCAGGAGGCCUAUGAGAUGGCCCUGAGCGGCGUGCUCCGGCCCAUGAACAAGUCCCCAAUGCUGGUAACUGGCAUCCGAUGCCUCCAGUUUGCGCCUCCAGAAUUCCUCUUAGAGGUGCAGUGCAUGCAUGAGACGCAGAAGCAGCUGCGAAGGCUGGUGCACGAAAUCGGCCUGGAACUGAAGAGCACUGCUGUCUGCACCCAGGUGCGGCGUACACGCGAUGGUUUCUUCACCCUGGACGAUGCCCUCCUAAGGACCCAAUGGGACCUACCCAGCAUCCAGGAUGCCAUCCAGUCCGCAGCACCCCGAGUGGCAGCAGAGCUGGAGAAGAACUUGAGGCCGGGGCUGGGCACCCAGUAGCCCUUCAGUCCAGGCUGGCCCUGGGACUCCGAGGGGCCAAGCUCUGCCUUGGGGCUGGAGAGCCAUGCGGGACAUUGAAAGGCCAGGCUGCUGGGGGAGCGGUGGGUGUAUAAAGAUAAGAAUUGUUCAUGAGCCAGAACUGAUGACUGUGCAGAAUGUGGGGGGUGGGCGGGAGCUUUUUAACACAUGACAGAAAACCAACAGGGACUUUCCUGGUGGUCCAGUGGUUAGGACUUGGUGCUUUCGCUGCCAGGACCCUGGGUUCAAUCCCUGGUCAGGGAACUAAGAUCCUGCAAGCUGCAUGGCACGGCCAAAAGAAAAUAAAAGAUCAACAGACUUGGCUUAGUUAAAAAGAAAAAAACUUCUGUACAGUGGAAAAGAUGCUAAAUGAAUGACAGACUGAUAAAAAUAUUUGUUAUAUACUUAAGAACUAAUAUCUAUAAUAUAUAAAGAGCUCUUAUAAAACAAUAAGAAAAAGAUGACAAGAAAAUGGGUCAAAUGACAUGAAUUGUGUGUUUAUACAGCAAAACAAAUCCAAAUGGCCAGUAAACCUGAAAUGAUGCUCAACUUCUCUAAUAAUGAAAGACAUUCAGAUGAAAAUGAGAUGACUUUUCCUUGCCUUUCAAACAAAUUAAGAAAAGAUAACACCCAGUAUUGGGGAGGAUGUGAGAAGAUGGGCAAUCUGUACUGUUGGUAGGAAUAUACAACUGUGUAACCUUUUAGGAGUAAUUUGGUAGUAUGUAUCAACAUUUGAAAUAUUCCUGCCCCGGGGAAUUCCUUGGUGGUCCAGUGGUUAGAAUUCAGCACUUUCACUGCCGUGGCCCGGGUUCAAUCCCUGGUCAGGGAACUAAGGGUCCUCAGCAGCCAUGGCUCACGGGCCCAGCUGCUCCGCGGCAUGUGGGAUCUUCCCGGACCGGGGCACGAACCCGCGUCCCCUGCAUCGGCAGGCGGACUCUCAACCACUGCGCCACCAGGGAAGCCCAAUUUCCUCCUUUUUAUUUGAUAAUUUCCACCAGAAUACAAACAUGCUAUUUAAUCUCCUAUCUUAAAAGCAAACAAACAGAAAACAGCAUGGCAGGUCCUCAAAAAAUUAAACAUAGAAUUACCAUAUGAUGCAGCGAUUCCACUUCUGGGUAUAUACCCAAAGGAACUGAAAGCAGACUCAAACAGAUGUUUGUGUACCCAUGUUCAGAGCAGCAUUAUUCACAGUUGCCAAAAGGUGGAAAUAAUCCAAGUGUCUAUUGAUAGAUGAAUGGAUGAGCAAAAUGUGGUCUAUCCACACAACAGAAUAUUAUUCAAACACUAAAAAGGAAGGAGUUCCUGACACCUACUACAACAUGGGUGAACGUUAAAGACAUUAUGCUAAGUGAAAUAAGCCAGUCACAGGAAGACUAAUACUGUGUGAUUCCAUUUAUAUGAGGUACUUAGAAUAGCCAGAUUCACUGGGACGGAAAACACAAUGGUGGUCGCCAGGGGCUGGGGAGUGGGGAGUUAAUGUUUAAUGUGUACAGAAUUUCAGCUUUGCAAGGCAGAAAGAGAUAUAGAGAUAGACAGUGGGGAUGGUUGCACAACAAUGUGAAUGUACUUAAUGCCACCAAAUUGUACACUUAAUGACGCUUAAAAUGGUAAAUUUUAUGUGUAUUUUAUGUAUAUUUUACCCUCAAAAAAGCUCCACACAGAAAAACAA